This is a messenger RNA of Vicia villosa (hairy vetch), 2937 nucleotides long. RefSeq lists its product as uncharacterized. The coding region runs from base 19 to 2937 and encodes 972 amino acids. The transcript has 17 exons. Gene Ontology annotation, cellular component: small-subunit processome; nucleolus; 90S preribosome. The record is from RefSeq and is a predicted model, not a curated record. Lineage: Eukaryota; Viridiplantae; Streptophyta; Magnoliopsida; Fabales; Fabaceae.
AAUCUUGGGUAGCAAGGAAUGGAAUUUUAUAAACCGAACAUGGCGACGCCCUCACACGCUCAAGCUGUCAAGUCUCUCUAUGAAUCCCCUCACACUGACCGUCGUUUUGUCUUUCGCUCAUUCUCUGAGAGAAUACAUGAUAUUCAAAUCGAUGUCUAUACGAGUCUUCAACCGAUCAAAGCUAACCCUAUGGAAGGUUCUUUUUUCAGAGACGGCCUAAUAUAUUGGAGGGAAUUGAAUACUGCACAGGAUUUUAUCUCAUUCUAUGAUGAACUCAUGCCUUGUACACAAACACAUUACCUCGUGCUCUUGCAGAAGGAAUUAUUAAUCUCAAACCUACUCUCUAGGUUGCACAUCAAAGCAAGGCUGUCCCUUGAACCGCUUCUCAUGUUAAUUGCAGAAUUAUCUAGAGAUCUUCUAGAGGAGUUUAUUCCACUAUUUCCAAGAAUUGUUGAUUCUUUAGUAUCUCUUUUAGAAAGUGGAGCUGAUAGGGAGCCAGAUAUAAUUGAGCAGAUCUUCACGUCAUGGUCAUAUGUUAUGAUGUAUCUGAAGAAAUAUCUAGAACACAACCCAUUACAAGUGCUUAAGGCCACACCAAAAUUGAGGUAUUAUCCAAAGGAAUAUGUUCAACAAUUCAUGGCAGAGGCUGUGUCAUUUGUUUUGAGAAUGGCCCCAUAUGAGCAACUCAAAAUAGGAAUUAGAAGAGUCAUCGCCGAGGCUGUGAAGGAGCCGUCUCAAUGCCGAGAGUCUGGUGUUGGCUUAUUGCUUUAUAAUAUCAUGAAAGGUUACUCAUCAAGGCUCCAUUCGAAAGCAGAGCGAGUGUUACAGUUAUUGACAAGCGAAACAAUUUAUACCAUUGCUGAUGGAGCCAACCAAGAGUCAAAAACCAUUUUGAACAUCAUAAAAGCCGUGUUUGAGAAAUUGUGCGAGACAAUAGAGCCCAAAGAUUUGAAUUUGGUAUGGAGUUGCUUAUAUAAGGAAGUGCAUGACUGUGUUAGUACUGGAAACAUCAGGCAUUUAAGACGCAUUUUACCAGUGCUUGUCUCAGCUGUAGAGGUGCGAAAAGGGCAAAAGGUGUCUGAUUAUAAGCCAAUGCUUGAACUUGUCCUCUUGCUUGUGCGCUCAUAUAUCACACCUUUUGGUGUUGCCAAGUCACAAGAAGAUACAUGCUUAGUUGUUGGUGAAAUUUCGAUAUUAAUGUUGGCUACUCUCGACGGACUCUGUAAUUACAGCAAAUCAAUGAUAUCUGAGUGUGCUACUCAGUGGGCUCCAAUUUUUAAAUCACGAAGCUUGAGUUUGCUACAUUUCAUUGAAAAACUGCUAGAGAAGGAUUUCUGUUUACUUGCUUUCAAAAGUAAUGUUAUAAGUGCAAUAAACGAGUUAAUGGAGAUUUCAGAGGAGGAGGUCAUACACCUAUUACAGUCCUUCUGUGAGAAAAUACAAUUGGAUAUACGAGACUCAGACUUUGUAGACGGAGAAAGUGCAGAAGCAUUAGUUAGGAUAUGCAAUCAUUUGCAAAUGACUAUCCGUUCUUGGAUUGAAAAAAUAAAUGAUAUUGCACAUUCUGAUGUUUCUUGUGAAAUUGAUGAAAGAAAGGUGGCACUGCUGUGGGGAGUUGUGAACUGCUAUUCUCAUAUGUCUAUUGUUGAUGCUGUUCCAUCUCUGUUGGUGCAUCUUAUGGAUGCGAUAGAUCAGCUUCUAGCCGUUAAUGCUGGUAUUCCACCCUUUCUCGUUUCAAAUAUGAUUUUCUUUUAUGAGCAGUUGUCCUGUAGAACCUUGUCUCUGGGCAAUAUUAAAGUUGGUUUUCCUUUUGGCAAUUAUAUUAGGUUUGCUAUGAUUUUUACUUGGGUUUAUAGUUGGAUUGUUUAUUCAUUGAAUCUUUUUGAAUUUUAUUUUCUUAUUCUCUUUUUCAUCUUCAGUCCGAAUUGCAGACACUUCUCAAAUUGUCCCUAUUUUAUCGUUACUCUUUGGUAUUUGAAUAACCCUCUCACUUUUAUACAUUAUAGUUCUUCUUUGGGAGACAUUGGGUGUAGAAUGUACCAUCCAGAACUUGAAGAAAUGACUGCAGAGGAAGUGGCAUCAUUUGGUGAUAAUUUGUGCCACUCAGACAAGGAGGUUCGCAUUUCAACUCUUAAAAUACUCUGUCACUACAAGUCUUUAGGUGAGGAAAAUUCUUCUAUGGAUCAGUCAGCUGCGAAAAAAGGGAAAAUCAAAGUUUUGAUGGAUCAGUCAGCUGUGAAGAAAAGGAAAAUCGAAGCUUCCCCAACUUCCUUUGUUGAUAACACUGGAAAUAAUCCUCUCCUGGUUCUACUGUCUAUUGAAACAACUCCAGUUUCAUCUUCUACAAGCCGAAGUAUCACACUGUUGAUUUCUAAGAUACAGAUGGACCUAUCUGCUGGAAGGAUUACAAAUGUUUAUGCACCUCUUGUUUUGAGAGGGUUAUUUGGCAUCUUGAAUAUCCAAUUAAGUGAUAUCUGGAAUCCUGUAUUAGAGUGCCUUUCGGUCUUGGUUAGCCUGCAUUUUUCACUUGUGUCGGAUGCCUUUGUCGAUUAUCUGGAAAGAUGUCUAGCAAUUAGGGAAACCUCUAACAAUGCCAAUGGUGUUGCUGGUUUACUACUGCAAGCUUUACAAAAAAUUCCAACUGUUGUUGAAUCUGGCUCUCGGCAAUUCAUUCCUCUUUUUUUGAAGUUCUUAGGAUACAACACUCUUGAUCUUGCAAGUGUGGGAUUGAUUGAUUCUCUUGCUUGUAACGGAAAGGAGUGGAAGCUGAUCUUGAAGGAAUGGCUAAACUUGUUGAAACUUAUGAAAAAUCCCAAGUCAAUAUACUUGAGCAAAUUUAUUAAGGAGGUUCUGCAGAAUAGGCUUAUUGAAGAAAACGAUCCUGAAAUACAGUUUAGAGUUCUGGAUUGCGGAUUGCCUAUUAAUCUGGAAAGAUGA